Molecule: messenger RNA, 2868 nt
Organism: Cynocephalus volans (Philippine flying lemur)
Lineage: Eukaryota; Metazoa; Chordata; Mammalia; Dermoptera; Cynocephalidae
Gene: ZBTB24
Product: zinc finger and BTB domain containing 24
Exons: 7
Coding region: 127-2223 (698 amino acids)
Biological process (GO): regulation of transcription by RNA polymerase II
Cellular component (GO): nucleus
Molecular function (GO): DNA-binding transcription factor activity, RNA polymerase II-specific; protein binding; RNA polymerase II cis-regulatory region sequence-specific DNA binding
Source: RefSeq, a predicted model, not a curated record
CGGCGCAGAGCGGAGGUCUAGGGCGGCCCGGCGCGGGGGCGCCGCCAGGCCACCGAGUGGGCUGGCCCCGACCGGACCUCGCCGGGCGCCGCGGAGAGGCUUAAGCCGCCUUGGCUUCUAAAAAAAAUGGCAGAAACAUCACCAGAGUCUUCUGGGCAGCUUGUUAUACACUCAGACACUCACAGGGACACUGUCCUGGCCAGUUUUGAGGAUCAGAGGAAGAAAGGCUUCCUCUGUGACAUUACUUUAAUCGUGGAGAAUGUGCAUUUCCGGGCCCAUAAAGCCUUACUUGCUGCCAGUAGUGAAUACUUCUCAAUGAUGUUUGCAGAAGAAGGGGAGAUUGGCCAGUCCAUUUAUAUGUUGGAAGGCAUGGUUGCAGACACCUUUGGUAUCCUGCUGGAAUUUAUCUACACGGGUUAUCUCCAUGCCGGUGAGAAAAGUACAGAACAAAUACUGGCUACUGCUCAGUUCUUAAAAGUCUAUGACCUAGUAAAGGCUUACACAGACUUCCAAAAUAAUCAUAGCUCCCCAAAGCCAACGACAUUGAACACUGCUGGUACUCCAGUGGUUGUUAUUUCUAAUAAGAAAAAUGAUCCUCCGAAGCGGAAACGGGGAAGACCAAGAAAAGUAAACAGUUUGCAGGAGGGGAAAUCAGAACUGGCUACAGAGGAAGAAAUACAGCUAAGAGUGAACCAUUCUGUUCAGAAUAGGCAAAACUUUGUGGUUAAAGAAGGAGACAAUGGUGUACUGAGUGAACAGAUUCCAGCAAAAGAAAAGGGAGAAUCUGAGCCUGCUUGUGAGCCAGGUAGAGUGGAGGAAAUGCCAGCUGAAAAAGAUGAAAACUGUGAUCCCAAGGACAAGGACGGACAGGACAACCAGAGUCGGUACAGUAAGCGCAGGAUUCGGAGAUCCGUCAAACUUAAAGAUUACAAACUUGUUGGGGAUGAAGACGAUCAGGGUUCAGCCAAGAGGGUCUGUGGAAGGAGAAGGCGCCUUGGUGGCCCUGAGGCCCAUUGUAAAGACUGUGGCAAAGUCUUUAAGUACAAUCACUUUUUAGCAGUCCACCAGAAGAGCCACACAGGGGAGCGACCUUUCAAAUGUAAUGAGUGUGGAAAAGGCUUUGCCCAGAAGCACUCCCUGCAGGUCCACACCAGGAUGCACACAGGCGAGCGGCCCUACACCUGCACCGUGUGCAGCAAGGCUCUGACCACCAAGCACUCACUAUUGGAGCAUAUGAGCCUGCAUUCAGGACAGAAGUCUUUUACCUGUGAUCAAUGUGGAAAAUAUUUCAGCCAGAAAAGACAGCUAAAAAGCCAUUACCGAGUUCAUACAGGCCACUCACUACCAGAAUGUAACCACUGCCAUCGCAAAUUCAUGGAUGUGUCUCAACUAAAGAAACAUCUACGGACACACACAGGUGAGAAGCCAUUUACUUGCGAAAUCUGUGGCAAAUCUUUCACAGCAAAGAGUUCUCUUCAGACUCACAUCAGAAUCCAUCGAGGAGAAAAGCCAUACUCCUGUGGCAUAUGUGGUAAAUCCUUCUCAGACUCCAGUGCCAAGAGGAGACACUGCAUUCUACACACGGGCAAAAAGCCUUUCUCCUGCCCUGAGUGUAACUUACAGUUUGCUCGCUUAGACAACUUGAAGGCCCACUUAAAAAUCCAUAGCAAAGAGAAACAUGCAUCAGAUACCAGCAGCAUUUCUGGCAGUAGUAAUACUGAAGAGGUCAGGAAUAUUCUUCAGUUGCAGCAGUAUCAACUCUCUACCUCAGGAGAGCAGGAAAUUCAGCUUCUUGUAACCGAUUCUGUACAUAACAUCAAUUUCAUGCCCGGUCCUAGCCAAGGAAUCAGCAUUGUCACUGCAGAGAGUUCCCAGAACAUGACCACAGACCAGGCUGCUAAUCUCACUCUGCUCACGCAGCAGCCAGAGCAACUGCAGAAUUUAAUUCUUUCAACUCAACAGGAGCAAACAGAACACAUUCAGAGCCUCAAUAUGAUUGAAAGCCAGAUGGAGCCCUCACACACGGAGCCAAUGCACGUCAUCACACUGUCCAAGGAAACUCUGGAACAUCUUCACGCCCAUCAAGAGCAAACAGAGGCGCUCCAUUUAGCAGCAAGUGCUUCAGAUCCGGCUCAGCACCUGCAGCUGGCACAGGAGCCGGGUCCGCCACCACCCACUCACCAUGUGCCCCAGCCCACACCCCUUAGUCAGGAGCAGAGCUGACCUGUAAAUGUGUUUGACUGCUUGGUUGGGCUAUAAAGUCAGCUGUAACUGGAUUGUAAACGCUUGAAGUCAGGCUCUGUGAAACCAACUUACAGAUCCUUACAGAGGUGUGAUAGCUAGAUAUUUAUAAUGCUUUCCAUCUAGGCAGUAAGGUGUGUAUCAUGUCUUAGCUAUAUACUGAUUUGGAUUUAGCAUUUCAAUAUUGAUGAAUGGUUUUUGUUUUCAUCUACAUCUUAAAGACUGGAGUAAUUUUUCUUUGGGGAUAUUGAUUUAUACUUUUCUGUAAGUAUUAAAUGUUCACAGCAAUAAGUUAUGGUCUUGCUGACCUUUCCAGUUAUAUUUUUUAGAACAAAGGAAGUCAUUUGUUGUUUGAGUUGGGUAGAGUGGUUAGUUCCACUUAUUUCUUUUAGGCAACACAAUUGCCACUACAAGACAAGACAGGGCUAAAUAUGACAGAUCACAGCCUUUGGGGAGUUUGUUUUAGGGGACUGACUGGAACUUACUAAAAAGACAAAGUAACUCUUUCUUAACAUUUAAUCUUUGUUUGGUACAGUGGGUUCAUCCUGUCGUGGUUAAGGUAGAUUCAAACUCAUAAACUAAAUGUCUAUUUUAACUCAAAAUUCAUAUUACAAGAAAGCCAGAUGU